GGCAGCAACACGCAAAGAGGACACGCAAAGCCUUUUCAGCAAGGACAGAGAGAGGGCCAAGCUAGGGAAAGCGAUGGGGUUCCUCCGGCUGCUUCAGGCCGUCCUCCUGGCCGCCGCGGCGGCGGCGAGGGCUCCGGCGGCGCGGGCGUGGGGCGAGGAGGGCCACUACAUGACCUGCAAGAUCGCCGAGGGCUUCCUGACGGGCGAGGCGUCGGCGGCGGUGAAGGGGCUCCUGCCGGAGUGGGCCGACGGCGAGCUCGCGGCGGCGUGCUCGUGGCCGGACGCCGUGCGGCGCCAGAUGCCGUGGUCCGGCUCCCUGCACUUCGCCGACACCCCCGGCGACUGCAAGUUCAGCUACGCCAGGGACUGCCACGGGACGAAAGGGGAGAAGGACAUGUGCGUCGUCGGAGGCAUCAACAACUACACCGCCGCCCUCCAAGACUCCUCAAGCCCGUAUAACCGGACGGAGAGCCUGCUGUUCCUGUCGCACUUCCUGGGCGACAUCCACCAGCCCAUGCACUGCGGCCGCACCGCCGACCUCGGCGGCAACACCAUCGUCGUCACCUGGUACAACACAACCAAGACCAACCUCCACAAGGUGUGGGACGUGAACGUCAUCGAAACGGCCAUGAACAGGUUCUACAAGGACGACAUGAGAACCAUGAUCAACGCCAUCAAGCAUAACCUUACCAACGAGUGGUGUCGAGAAGAGAACCAAUGGGCAGCGUGUUAUACUCCAACGACGACUUGUGCUGACAAGUAUGCGGAGGAGAGCGCGGAGCUGUCGUGCCCCGCGUACGUGGGCGCUGACCAUGGCUCCAACUUAGAAGAUGAGUACUUCUUCAAAGCGCUGCCGGUCGUUCAGAAGAGGAUCGCUCAGGGUGGCGUCAGGCUGGCGGCGAUCCUCAACCGGAUCUUCAGUGGGAAGAACGAUGACAGGAUCCAGAGCAGCUAAGGUCCAUUAGACGAAGCUAACGAAGGACAUUGUGCAAGGGGUUAGCUCGCGUUAUGAACAAUAAUAAGAUUAGAGAGAUUAUCACGUUCGUCUGACCAUGUUGACUUCAUAGUACUAUACUAUGUAUGCGAGUUGGUCAGUGUGUACUUUUGUGAUCAAAUCUAGCACUUCCUGAAUGAGAUGAAGUAAAUUAAUCA
This is a messenger RNA of Hordeum vulgare subsp. vulgare (domesticated barley), 1152 nucleotides long. Its product is annotated as endonuclease 4-like. The record is from RefSeq and is a predicted model, not a curated record. Gene Ontology annotation, biological process: DNA catabolic process. The coding region runs from base 74 to 955 and encodes 293 amino acids. Lineage: Eukaryota; Viridiplantae; Streptophyta; Magnoliopsida; Poales; Poaceae. The transcript is spliced from 8 exons. Gene Ontology annotation, molecular function: nucleic acid binding; endonuclease activity.